This is a messenger RNA of Dicrocoelium dendriticum, 3039 nucleotides long. Lineage: Eukaryota; Metazoa; Platyhelminthes; Trematoda; Plagiorchiida; Dicrocoeliidae. The record is from the annotation of a GenBank genome assembly.
GUACACACGAGCACAGCUAGUGGAAGAGAAACGAUAAGAAAAAGAGUAGUGGUCCAAAGUGUUUCGCGCUUAUCAGUCUCACCGUUUUGAGUUGGACACGUGAUUUUACACGAGAUAAUCCACACUGCGGCUAAUAUGGUAAUUUACCAGAAAAUUAGUCACCAGAAAUCUCGUAAAUUCUGUAAAUCGAAGGGGAUGACUUUGCGCUAAACACUGCACGCUGAUUAACUCCAUUGACUGAUCUCGAUGGAUUCUGACAGAUGAUAAGAAGACCCAUGAACGAAACUUAUUUAAUCAUGAGGCAAACAAAUAUUCAUUUUCAGUAAUUUUCUUUCGAAUGCCUCGAAUUCCUCCAGUUUUUGGAAUUUUGUUUAUGGCUAUUGGGACCUUACGCAUAGUCUUUAAGCGUAUAUGGAAAAUGAACGUAUCUACUCGAGAUGGUAACUGGAGAAUAACAGAACUUCUGGCUUACUCCAAUUACUACAUUUUCCAGGUUAAAUUUGCUUUCGUAUAUGAAUUGCGCGACGUAACCUAGUUAUGGUUAGAGUUAAUUUUACUAAACUUAGCUGUUUUAUCCGCAUGUUGUUUGACGGUCUUCUGAGCGAGCUGAAUUACUCGGCUUUUUGAAAAGCAUUCCAAAUCACCUACCAUUUUAGCCCUAAUUUCAGGUCAGUUUAUAACGGAUCGAAAACUGGACUCACACACACAAACAGCAGAAGGCGUGAAAGGCUGACACACAUUUAGUGAGAAGAACCAAUGGCAUAAUGGGUAACUCUAUGGCUCACUGGCCAAUCAAGACAGACAACACUUAUUCAGAAGAAAAUUGAGACGGGUGUAGUAUAUGUGCAAGUGUUACACAGCUUUCAUAUAUUUGCAAUGCACUGGGACACCUUUUAACAUCUGCGCUUUGUAAUUGUGGACGGACAUAAUGGAUCGGGUUGCUGCAGUGCCUUCAGAGCAUGUUCUGGGUGACAAAUUCAGUCCAGACAGUAUCAUAAGUUCUUCCACUAGUGACUCAUUAACCAGUUCUUGCGGUCAUUCAGUUACCGGAUUCCAUACUGGAGAAGGAAAUUCCAUCACUGACCGCUGUCUGCUUAUGGGGCAACUCAAGGGGCUGACAAGUAACGAACCUUCUGGAACACAUGCAAUUGGACAAUUAUGGGGCAUGGUCCGGCAAACAUCGCAAGGUCAGCUAAACUCCGUAUGCCAUUCCAUCAACCCCUCGUGGCCGUCUAGCACACCGAAUGCUUCCGCUAAAAGUCAGAGAACGAGAAGUGCAAGGGUAGAAUCAAAAGAUAUGUGCUUCUGUGGACCCGGAAGAAAGCGUUACUUUAUUGCUUUCUUGUGCUGUACUUGUCUAACAAUUGUGAUAGGCAUGCGAUCAGAGAUGUUAGGAAUAAUGACAAACUUAAACAAUACCACUCCUCUGAGUGCAACCACAAGGAGGUCAUCAUUUGAGCGAGGAGCUCCAGUGGGAAAUACCGCGAUUUAUCUUUCAUCUCACGACUCAGGGAUGCACCCAUCGUUGGACAUAGAUGGGGUCCACCAUUCCCCCGAGGUAAUCAGCGACAGUAGAAGGCAUAUGACAUCGCUAAUCUUCAAACCAUCGGAGCACAGACAAAUGCCAUGGACUACAGCAAUAAAGAACGACGUCGUUGAGAACGCAAUAUUCUUUGCAUAUUUGAUCACCAGCCCCAUUGGAGGAUACCUGACGGUCAAUCAUGAUUCGUCGUUUUUACUGGGUUGUUCAGUUGCUAUGACAUGUGGCAUGAAUUUGUUUCUACCGUUAGUAGAAACGAUAGGAAAUGAUGUGAACGCAAAGUUUAUAGUUGUGAUUUUACUGCGUCUGAUACAAGGUUUGGCGGAGGGAUGUUUAAUUCCCGCCGUUUUUGGCAUCUUGCGGUUUUGGGGACCAGAAGCUGAACGUUCUACACUUGUUUGCCUGGCUGUCAUUGGGGUCUCCUUAGGGCCAUUGAUUGGACUUCCCGUAUGUGCCGAGAUAGAAAAGAAGUGGGGCUGGGGUGUAGUGUUUUAUAUUUAUGCAAACUUGGGACUUGUUUGGUGCAUAUUUUGGUGGCGAUUAAUCGAUGAAAAACCGAACAAAGAUGAAAAAUUAAGCAAAACGGAAAGGGCUUAUUUGCAAGCAAACAUCUCCAACCGUGUACUGAAUUCUCAAGGGCAUACCAUUAUUCCAUGGCAUGCAAUUCUUCGCUCAAGGCCUAUUUUUGCAAUCCUUUUAACUUACGCUGCGGACGACUGGACCUUUCAAAUAUCUUCGGUUUGUAUGCAAUCUUUUUAUCAGCAAAUUUACAACGUCGAUGUAGAGCGGACCAUAUUUCUUCUCUCAUUCCCAUUCCUCUCGAGAUCGAUCUUCGUGCCAAUUGGUGAGUCGAAAAAUUGUUAUCUGUGGCCAUGGCAACAGUAACAGUAGCACGAGAUCUUAGAAACUGUUUUCCAUUAUUCGAAAUUCAGCUAAAAGUGGGUUUCAUUAGUCAGUGUUUUCCGUUUGAGACGGUACGUAAUUAGAGACUGAUACGAUGGAUUAGCGCGCGCCUAAUAUGAAUAAAUUGAGUCAGAGGGGAAAAUCGUUAUAUGCUGGAAAACUACGCAUAAAGAACAAGCAUAUCAGCCAAAGCAAACUUUACAUAUUUUCCACUAAUUACUUUAAGGAAUUCAGAAAUUAUUCCACUUCCGCAAUCUGCGAUUAUGUAACAUAAGCAACAAUUUUUUUUCAAUCGUAGUAGCGAUCUUUUCCCAAGUGUAUACGAUUAUGUGAAUCUUGGCAAGACGUGUUGGUUCACCGUACGGACUAGCGUCGGAAGCUGUCGGAAGCAAUACAGACAUCAUACAUUCUUGAACAUUUCGUGUAGCGCCACGAUUUUCCACUCCCUUAGUUGCUGGUUCCUCUAAGUAGGCAACGCGGCUGCAAUUCUUUCUCCCAGUUUGUACCAUUCAUUAUUUAAAGCAUUGAAAUUCCAUGUAAAUCUGUCAACGUUGAUUAUAUGUUACUCGUCAGAUUUGAUAACGGAGUUAUUCCCG